This is a messenger RNA of Lynx canadensis (Canada lynx), 415 nucleotides long. Its product is annotated as disintegrin and metalloproteinase domain-containing protein 22-like. Bases 53 to 415 code for a protein of 120 amino acids. The transcript is spliced from 2 exons. NCBI's taxonomy places the organism in Eukaryota, Metazoa, Chordata, Mammalia, Carnivora, Felidae. The record is from RefSeq and is a predicted model, not a curated record.
GGCAUGAGGAGCUAGCUGAGCGUCUCGAACGAGGCGGGCUGACGGCAGCACCAUGCAGGCGGCGGCGGCUGCGUCCGUGCCCUUCUUGCUGCUCUGCGCCCUGGGGACCUGCCCCCCGGCGCGCUGCGGUCGGGCAGGAGACGCCUCGUUGACGGAGCUGGAGAGGAGGAACGAAAACCGCUUCCUGGAGCGCCAGAGCAUCGUGCCACUCCGGCUCCUCUACCGCUCGGGCGGUGAAGACGAAACUGGACACGACGCGCUCGACACGCGGGUGCGGGGCCACCCCGGCGGCGGGCAGGUGAGAGGCGCGGUCCAGGGGGGUGGGCCCGGGCGCGGCCUGGCCCACCCUGACCCCACGUUUGCUCUCCGUCGCCCUGGAGAUGCAGUGUCUUCGGUGGAAGGAGCGCAGCCCUAG